AAGCACACGAGCGUUUCUGCAUUUCGCCUCCAUCGAAAUUUAUUGCAGAUCGCAAGAGGACAGAAUUCCGUAUGAUCCGAGGCAUCCAGGAUUAUGUCAUCAACGUUGUGCCCAGAUACACAGAUACACAAUUCAAGGAGCACUUCAGGAUGGACAGAAGCACUUUUGAGGUCCUGCUGCAGAUCACGCAGGAGCGACUCACCAUUGAAAGGACACCAAGGAUACCUCUCCAUACAAAGGUGCUAAUGGCUCUGUGGCUGCUUGGCAACCAAGAGUCAUUCCGAGGUGUUGCCGACCGUUUUGGGGUCAACAAGGGCCUGCUGCACUACGUUGUUAACAACAUCAUUGAACUCUGGGCAGGUGCAGCACCGGACUUUAUCCAGUGGCCUUUGUCACUGCAGGAUGUAGCCAAUGAAUUCUACCAAAAGUGGCGGUUUCCUGGAGUUGUCGGUGCUGUGGAUGGUUGCCAUAUCGCUAUCAAAGCCCCAGAGAACGAGCAGGAUGCUUAUUAUAACAGGAAAGAGUUCCACUCAAUCAUCCUGCAGGGGUGCUGUGAUAGCAAUAUGGCAUUCACCCAUGUGCACGCAGGCUCUCCAGGAAGAAUGCACGAUGCCAAGGUUUUCAGUGCAUCAGGCCUGGACAAGCUGGUAGAGACCUUACCAGCAAACUUCCAUAUUCUUGGCGACUCGGCCUAUGCACUGUCUGUCGGACUCAUGAGGCCGUACAGGAAUAAUGGCCAUCUAAGUUCACAAGAAAUAAAAUUCAAUGAAAGACUAGGCGCAGCAAGAUCAGUGAUUGAGCGUGCAUUCGCACAGCUAAAAGGCAAAUUCAGGCGACUGAAAUAUCUUGACAUGAAAGGCACUGCACUCAUCAGUAAAUAUGUGCUGGCAUCAUGUGUUUUGCACAACAUCAUACUUAUGUCGAAGGAUUCCUUUGAUUGUGAGAGCAUGGAGGAGGAAGGUGAUGAUGACGAUCCAUCUUUUGAUGGGAACUCAACAGGAGUUUCAGAGAGCAGGGGCGCACUUAAGCGCCGAGCAGUAAUGUUGGCUUUGUAGAAAACAGGCAUGAAAACAGAUACUGGCAGCUUCACCAUUUACACAUGUUUGUAUUAACCACUGUUUAUUGCAUUUUGGUACAAAAUAAUAGUCAUAACAAAAAACAUUUCAUGUACUGCCCUUGCACAUUUUUAUGUCAAUGUGAAUUGUAGGUAUAAAUAAAACACUUAUGAAACUGACUACUUGCACCUCUAGCGUAAAGCAAAAUAUGAACACAAAUGACACUGCUUCGUGUGUGUGACUAGUGUUUGUACUUCAAAUAGCAUUGCUCUCUCGUGUAUUUCCAUCGAGAUGUGCAGCAACAUACAUGGGAACAGGUGAUUAGCCUGUAUAAAAGUCUUCAAAUCCUUACAAGAUAUAUGAAUUGUUGGUAUAAAUAAAACACUUAUGAAACUGAGUACUUGCACCUCUAUCGUAAAGCAAAAUAUGAACACAAAUGACACUGCUUCGUGUGUGUGACUAGUGUUUGUACUUCAAAUAGCACUGCUCUCUCGUGUAUUUCCAUCGAGAUGUGCAGCAACAUACAUGGGAACAGGUGAUUAGCCUGUAUAAAAGUCUUCAAAUCCUUACAAGAUAUAUGAAUUGUUGGUAUAAAUAAAACACUUAUGAAACUGAGUACUUGCACCUCUAUCGUAAAGCAAAAUAUGAACACAAAUGACACUGCUUCGU
Molecule: messenger RNA, 1724 nt
Organism: Dermacentor silvarum
Lineage: Eukaryota; Metazoa; Arthropoda; Arachnida; Ixodida; Ixodidae
Product: putative nuclease HARBI1
Exons: 2
Coding region: 72-1055 (327 amino acids)
Source: RefSeq, a predicted model, not a curated record